Messenger RNA from Necator americanus (New World hookworm), 861 nucleotides. RefSeq lists its product as uncharacterized. Bases 1 to 861 code for a protein of 286 amino acids. The record is from RefSeq and is a predicted model, not a curated record. The transcript has a single exon. Lineage: Eukaryota; Metazoa; Nematoda; Chromadorea; Rhabditida; Ancylostomatidae.
AUGUGGCGAAAGAUUCCCAUAUAUAGCAAAAAGGUGCUGUCGUCGCACAUCGCCAAAGCUCAAAACCUGAGAGGUCGACUGCCUGAAGGAAUGGAAUCUUUGGCAACAAUCAGUCGUUUCGUCAUGCCGAACUGCCGCACAUUGCCGAUUGAACUCCAACAAGCCACCCUGUCUAGGCUUCUGCGAUAUCUCUGCGUGCCUUUUGCUGCACUGCAGGAAACACGCAUUAGAGAUCAGCCCGUCCUCAACAUCGAAAAUUACACCAUAUACUGCGGCGAUGCUGAUGAGAAGAAAGUAGGUGGCUGCGCGACAGCUGUGAGGAACGAUUACAACAACCUGGUAGAGGAAUUAGGCUCAACGUCGUCUAGAUGCGCCCUUCUACGACUGCGGGAUCGCACAGGAUGUAAACUCUGGAUCGUAAGUGCUCACACACCUACGGAAACCGCUGAAAACAACAGUAGGGACGCCUUCUAUGAUGAACUCAAUGCGUUAAUUUCUAAAAUAGCAAGCCAGAAGGUGGUCAUUGUCGGAAUCGACGCAAGUGCGAAGAUGGGACACGAACAACAAUUCGAUGUUCUAGGAAAAUGGUAUUAUCCAGCGGAGCGUAUGUCGAACAACGGUUACCGUACGGUCGACGUAUGUGAACAGAAGGACCACAUCAUUGCUUCCACGUUUGAGAGGAGUCAUCGUCGUCAUCAGCUUACGUGGCAAGCGUCAACCUUUCUGACUCCUGAAGAGCAGGACGAGCGGAAGAUGGGAACUCUUAAACAUCAGGUGGACUACGUUCAGACGGACGACGAACAUUCCUCAGCCGGAUAUCCGAAAAUCCAAAACUGUUUGGAAAGUUGCUUUCGACUCUGA